Messenger RNA from Nothobranchius furzeri (turquoise killifish), 8194 nucleotides. The record is from RefSeq and is a predicted model, not a curated record. NCBI's taxonomy places the organism in Eukaryota, Metazoa, Chordata, Actinopteri, Cyprinodontiformes, Nothobranchiidae.
AGUUUCACAACACGUGAAAAGUAAUGAAAAUGCGGGACUGUCCCGCACAAAGCGGGGCGUCUAUCUGGUCACCCUGCAUAUAAUCCCAGUUUUCUACCGUGACUGCUAGGUUUGAUCCCGUUGACAGAAGCAACACCUGCUCUGGAAUCUGGAUUAUAUAAUCUGUCAGGCUGCAGUGAUCUUCUCCGGCCAGCAGAGGGCGCUGCAGGCCGUGGGGAUGAAGCCUCCCCGGCGGCUCCGCCGCUCUCCGCCUGUCCUGACCUGCCUUCACCCGCACCGUUCAGGCUCUGGGUAGGGGAACCGACCGUGGGGGAGUCGUCAGCACCGUGGAGUUCCCUCAGCAGACCGUGACCGUGACCUUCCGGCUGUUGGAAGAGGCGGACGCCGCUAGCUCACUCGCGUCUACCCACUGGAGAGCGGAUCGAGCUGGACGCAGGUUCACCAACAGGAGCCAUUUAUAUUUAUUAUUUUUAAACCUUUCUGGUUUUAACCCACCUGGUUACAACCCACACUGACGCUACGGGAGCGGGCUUCUAACAGCAAGCCGGGCGGUGCAGCCUACUUUUGCCGGCGCGCGGAGAGCGGCGCGGCGCAAGUCUUGCUUCAGUCGCCUGGAAGUCCCUUCACACCUCAGGCGUUGCUGCUCCUCUAUACCUGGCUGCCAUCAAAUGGUGUUUAGCCCGCUAGCGUAGGCAGCAGAAGUGACCCGUUCCUGUUCAGAAGUAGAACCAAGAACCAGCUGCUUCCCAGAUGGAACCAGGCAAACCACCAGCAUUCUUGUUGCACCAGUAGGAAGACCAAAGAGACCAGCAAGGACUCUGAAGUUCUCUUAGACACUUUUUUUUUGCCUUUUACCUCACAAAGCAACGGAACAGCAGCGUGUCGUCCUUUUAUCUCCAUCCAACCUCAGGGACUCCCACAUGCUGCCUGCCUCCUACGCAAAACCAGUCCACCCAGUGACUAAAGUCGAAACACACGCACGAUCUCCGGAUGACACGUACACCUUCCUUGCUCUUCUCACUAAUGACCAGCCUUGAUCUUGGCCCUCAAACUGAGUUUUCUUUAAAGUGCUAGAGCGGAUCCACGUUUGGACCAGAACCCAGCAUGUUCUAAGUGUCAGAUGGAAGCAGCUGCAUACCUCAGUCACCACAGCAAUCAAGACUCCUUAGAGCCUUCAUUGUGGGGCUUUAAUCCAUCCACUAGAUACUAAAUCCCACUACCACCCGUCACUUGCCUUAGAAGCACGAGCAGUAUCCAUGGAAACCCUCACAGAAGCAACGUAAAGCGUCACAUUAUCAGCCCCACACUGCAAAGCUUCACAGUCUCGGCACUCGAUAAGGAUAAAAAGCCACGGCGAAGUUUGUGCACGCUAAAAAAAGUUGACUGUAAGCACGCCGGAGACCUUCGUCGUCUGAGCACAGAUCCUGGUGGCGGACCAGAUGUGAUGCUCGCUGAAGAGGGAGGACAACCCACCAAAUAAAGAAUGCAGUUCUUUCUGAGCCCCGUGUGGUCAUCUUCUCUGGCUGUACCUGAACAUGUUCCUGUCAUAGUCAGCACAUGCUGAGCAGGCCAACCUGUCUGAGCUACGCCUCCUUGUCCUGUGAUUGGCUGCUGGACGGGGUUGAGGCUGAAUGGAGCCAAUGUUCAACAAGCUGGACUGCGUCUCGUCAGAGGGCGAGGAGAAAGGGUGGCCAGAUGUGCCAAAGAGGAAGAGGAGGAACAGUCAGUGUUCAGUAAAGAGCGUGUCUGCUCUUAGCAUCUCUGUUCCAGGGUACAUUCCCAGCUACCUGGAGAAGGACGAGCCGUGUGUGGUGUGUGGAGACAAGGCCACCGGGUACCACUACCGCUGCAUCACCUGUGAGGGCUGCAAGGGUUUCUUCCGCAGAACGAUCCAGAAGAACCUCCAUCCCUCCUACAGCUGUAAAUACGACGGCUGCUGCUUCAUCGAUAAGAUCACCCGCAACCAGUGCCAACUGUGUCGAUUUAAGAAGUGCAUCUCCGUUGGCAUGGCCAUAGAUUUGGUGCUGGACGACAACAAGCGUGUGGCCAAGCGGCGCCUCAUCGAGGAGAACCGGGAGCGACGGAAAAGAGAGGAGAUGGUGCGAACGAUGCAGACCAGACCGCAGCCGGACAGCGCUGAGUGGGAGCUGAUCAGGAUGGUGACCGAGGCCCACCAGAACACCAACGCCAGCUGGAAGCAGAAACGCAAGUUCCUGCCAGAUGACAUCGGCCAUGGUCAAAUGGUGCCCAGCUCAGGUGGAGACCGAGUCGAUCUGGAGGUCUUCAGCGAGUUCACCAAGAUCAUGACCCCCGCCAUUACACGGGUUGUCGACUUCGCCAAGAAACUGCCCAUGUUCUCAGAGCUGCCUUGUGAAGACCAGAUCAUUCUGCUGAAGGGCUGCUGCAUGGAGAUCAUGUCGCUGCGCGCCGCCGUACGUUACGACCCCGAAAGCGACACGCUGACGCUGAGUGGAGAGAUGGCGGUGAAGCGCGAGCACUUGAAAAACGGCGGGCUGGGAGUCGUGUCGGACGCCAUCUUUGAUCUGGGAAAGAGCCUGGCGCAGUUUAACUUGGACGACACCGAGGUGGCGCUAAUGCAGGCCGUGCUGCUCAUGAGCUCAGACCGCUCUGGGCUGACGAGUGUGGAGAAGAUUGAGCAGUGGCAGGAGGCCUACCUGCUGGCGUUCGAGCACUACAUCAACUACCGUAAGCACAACAUUCCCCACUUCUGGCCCAAGCUCCUGAUGAAGGUGACCGACCUGCGCAUGAUCGGAGCGUGCCACGCCAGCCGCUUCCUCCACAUGAAGGUGGAGUGUCCCAACGAACUCUUUCCGCCACUUUUCCUGGAGGUCUUUGAGGACCAGGAAGUGUGACUUUGGGACGAUUUUGGUUGGAGUUGAAGGACGAGCGUCGAAGCUAAAUUCGACUCUGUUUUUGUCUGUGACUCUUCUGUGUGCCCUUUGUGCCGUCAAACACGGUACUCGUCGUCUGCCACCAGCCAAUGCGCACACCCACACCCACACACACACACACACACACACAGAGUCUCAAACUCACUGCCAUAACGGUUCAGGAGAUCUAUAUGCUAACAUGUUGCGUCUGGGCGGGUCUGCUGUGCUGGUCCUGCGUCUAAACCUGAGGGGCUUGGUCUCGUCUCUUCUAGCUGCUCAACCACCUGUGACCUCAAAAUGGCGUCUCUUUGGGAGUUUCUCAAUGUCAAGGCGCCUGGCUUUGCGGGGCGAUGUCUUGCGAGGCCAGGCGCCUUGCUUACGAGGACACGGUCCUUCCUUGGUCAACUUAUUUUUGUUUUUGUGAAGCGCCUCGUGAUUUUUAUCUUGAGAGGCGCUAUAGAAAUGAUAUUUUCUUCUUUCUUCUUCAAAGAAAACGGUUAAAUGGAACAGACUUGCGUCACGUGACCGCGGCUUCCACGUGACACGGGAGAUAACGUUAUUUUUAUAAGUAUUAGUUUCAACAUAAAUGUAUAACGAGCCUUUUACUUUUUAAAUGGUGUAUAUGUUUAUUAAAUUAAAAAUAUAAGUGAGUUACUACCCGCUAGCCACCGAAGCUGCAGCUACUAACCAACCAUAGAUAACUUCUUUGGAUCUAAAAAACAUUUUAAAUUAGCUGACUUAAACUUGAAAAUUGUCCCCCAAGUAGCUGCCGGCUUCUGAUCCGCCGUCCUUUUGAAAACAAAGCGGUGUAUUGUGGGUAAUUUUUCACCAAGGCUAGGCUACAAGACACCUCCCGUGUAUCCUCGCUCAGCUAGCUAAACGGCUAACAAACGGAGAACUCACGCCUCGGUAGAACAUGAACACUGGAACACGUCUUGGUGGCUCCCGAUGACGUAUCUCCUAGGCAACCGGGGCGGGGCCAAGACAUCAAGGCGAGGUUCCUUGGCAUUGAAAAACAGCCUGUUUUCUCCACACUUUGGAUCUGACCUUUAACCUCUCAAACAAGCCCUGCCCCACUUCUGUAGACACAUGCGCCUCCUAGUCCUCCUGUUUCUGCGCUCCAUUAGAUGCUCCGACUGUGAGUGUUCGUUAGUCUUCUUCGUUCACACACACACACACACACACACACACACACACACACACACACACACACACACACACACACACACAGAAUGUACAAAGCACACCCUGACAUGGUUACCCCAGAGCUUGUUAAACAGGAUAUCCUGUAGAUUCCCUGGGUGAGGGUGGACGGCUUUGGUCCUGUUUGUUCUGACCCGACAGUUCCAGUUACAAGUCUCUUCUAGAACAUUUAGUCGUUGCUGCAGAUCUUCAGUUGAAGGACCUCAGAGAUGCUAUGGAUGUCAUGAACAUCAGUGAAGAAUAUGUACGGAAUCAUUUUAGUGCCAAAAUAAUAAGUCUGGAGGGAAAAUUUGGUUUCAAUAAAACAAAAUUGUUCUCAGUAGGUUUGAAUGAAGACGACUAGACUCUACAAAACUGCUCAGGUGAGAAGUGAAACGUCUCAAAGAACCAAAGAAGUCUAGCUGGCUUCAUUCAGGCUCAGACCUGCAUGGCUGAGAGCCUUCACCAGCAACAGUUGGGAUUUCUAAAAGGAUUUAGAUCAUUUUCUAUCACGCAUCAGUUUUUCACAGCCGCUUGACCCCGUUCGGGGUCGGGGGGGUUGGUCUUCUGUCCGGAGGUCGUCAUCAGAUAGGAGAUGGGGACACCUAGACUGACAGAGAAUUAGAGAAUAACAGAUUUAGUCUGGUUCUUAGAAACAACAUGGCUGAAUGUAGGCAGAACUUUCUAAUACAUUCAUAAAUCCUCGACCCUUAAUCUAAUUAUUAGAAAUCCUAAAAGGCUCACCACAUGCAGCCUAAUAUGUUCCUAGUUUUAUUUCACCAUAUAUAUGUAUAUACAGGAAACAAGCUGAAGCUGGCCACGCCCACCUCUCCCCCACUCAGUUUCCUACAGGGAACCUUAUUCUCCUCCCCUUUCUGCUCAGCUCAAACGGGGCCUAAGGAGCUAUUUUCUGUCCGCUUUGCCUUUCGCCCUGAAUCACACACUAGUGGCGGGUGUUUCGACCACAGCAAUCACGUACUUUAGAUUUAUCAGCUUGUAAAAAUCUGUAAUUGGCAUGACUACAAAUCAGACGUUGGUAUGUCACAUAUAUGACACCCCCACAGAAUCUCCUCCCCCUACUGACCACAUGGUCAGAGUUGUGGUGGUUCUUUCCUCCUGAAGGAAGGAUUUGAAGUUCGCUGAACUUACAGCCAUCUUCCUCUGUUUUCUCCGGUUCUGGUUCGCUGACGUCACUUUGGGGAUAUUUGUAGUUGUGGAUGCAUUUUUGCACAAAACCUAAAGUAAGUUUUGCCCCCAUUCAAAAAGAAGUGCGUGGUUAGAAAAUAGCUGUUCUAGCCCCGUUGACUCGCAUUCAUGUUUUUGUUCUUCCGGGGACCCGUGGUCCAGAAGUUAGGCUCACUAUGAGAUGAGAACCUUCGAUAAUUGGGGAGGGGCUCAGAGUAGAGUUGCUGUUCCUCCAGUCUAGAGGGGUCGGGGGUUCUAUACAUUUUAAAAGUCCCUGAUUGUGAUGUCACAAUCAGGGACUCUUUGAAACGGUUUGUUUUAGGCAUACCAAUCCUAAACCCACCAGUGACAGAAAACAGAUUUUUAUUUUACCACAUGUGGAGUGUUUAUAGAGGCAGCAGAGACCUUUAUUUUCUUGUCAAGAGACAGCUAGCAUCUAGCUAACUAUAUUUUCUAGCUAGCUUUAGCUGCAUUACCUUAUGAAUAAUGGAUGAAACUGGUGAGUUUCGCUAAAGUCACUUAAACAUUAGUAACGUAAUCAUUUAAAAACAAACAAGAACACGACCAGGUCCUCCUCCACUGAGUCCCAACAGGAGUUCAGCCAGAGUCACUCAUUAGCUACAGCGGUCAUUAGCCAACGUUGGUAUUCCUUGGAUCGGUGUGUUUUAGCUUUAGUGUCGUUCAUGUUUAAUGUUCUCUUAAGACCAGUUUAAGUUGUUGUCGGGACUAAAACCUACAGAUCAAGAACAGGAAGUAGAUUCAUUCAAAUGAACUGAUGGCGAUCCUGAUCUGUUAGAACUGUUUUCCUCAGUUAUGCGUUUACAGAAAGUUCCUUUUUAUUAAUGACGUCCGAUAAAAAGACCCUCAUAACAUUUAUAGCCUACACAGAACCGCUGCUUCUAUUUAUACAGAACCAGAGUACCUCCUUUAUUACCACACACACACACACACACACACGCAUACAUGCACGUAGUGCCGCACCACCAACAGCAUCCAGCAGGUCUCUUCAGAGGACGGAUGGUUGCCAUGGCAGUCACCCUGAACCCUCGCCCCCUCCUCUUUUACGCGGGACCAAGAGGUGUUCUACGUGCUGUUUUGGUUUUGGACGUUGAGUAGAGGAGUCCAGACAGAAGCGGGACUCCAGAUGAAGCCGUUCUGGCCUGUUGGGUCAUGACUCUGGCGGGUGGAGGCUGGGAGGCUUGGGGGAAAGGAAGGGACUAAACAUAUCAGUGAAAAGGACCAGGUUGUUCCCCGUCCUGCCCCAGAGCCUGCAGAUCCAAACCAGCGCCGCUGAGAAGACCUCCAUCCACCUUCACCCUGUCUGCCAUCCACUAAAGAGACAGUCAGGUUCUUUGUUUGCACUACAACCACCACGUCUGUGUCCUCAGCAGCCCUGAAGCUCGCUCCCUCUCUCCUGUUUGUGUAGCGACGCAAGAUUCUGAGAGAAAAGAUCUCGUGAACUAGAACACGUCCAUUUCUGUGUUAGCCGUCCGUGUUACAGGGUACUUCUGCUGAUCACACACACACACACACACACACACACACACACACACACACACACACACACACACGCACGCGCACACACACACACACACACACACACACACAGCUGUAGUCGACUCAGUUUCACUGUGAAUUAAAGUCCUGAUGGGCGGAUCGUGAGUCAGACAGAAUUCUGGUGGUGUUCUGAUCCGGUUGUGUGCCCCACAGCGGGACCUCCGUCUCCGUGAUCCACGGCACCGUCGGCUCAUUUACAGAGCACGCUUGUGAACGUUUCCUUCCUUCACCAUUCGGACCUUCUCCUUGCAUGGGAUCAGAUGUAAAUGCCGAGGAUGUUGCUGAUGGGCGUCGCUUCUCCUGCAGACCCUUGGAUGCUCUCCAGCUCCUCCUCUGAACGGGGUCUUCUCUUCCACACACACCCGUACCUCCGCCAGGACCACGUUCUCCAUCUCAUGCAGGGUGUGUAGGGCAGCUUGUCAUCAGUCUUGGGGCGACGGGGGUGUCAUACAUCUGAUCUCAUGCAAAGACUUGGAGCGUCUGUCUGCUGAAGGAAGGAAGAAAGGCGUUUUGAAGCCAUUGAGCUCCGGUCGCUGACUCAGACAUUUACAGCUUUAACGCGCCGCGGUGUUUCUUCUUGAGCCGCGGUCCGACGUCUGUCACACCAGCUGGAUCCUCCUGGUUUUGUUCUGCGUGUCUAGCUCAGCUCGUUUCAUCAGCGCGCCCACUGAUCAGAUCUGUGGACCGCCGUCCCCCCGUCGUUUUUAGGAAACCUCACCAGCACGGCGCCUCGGGCCGAGGACCCGCCGCACCAGCACCGCGCCGCUCACCGUCAUCGGGUCAGACGGUUUCACCUGGACGGUGGUGGCACUUCCACGCUUUAAAGUCGAUCCUUGGUUUCCUGUCUUCAUGACCUCUGCUGGCAAACAGGCAGAGAAGAGCUCAGUUUGCUGGAACCAAAUGGAAACACGUCUCCUAGUCAGUCUUCUGCAGCCUUGUGACCUUCUUCACAUGAAUCAGCGUUGCCAGAUGCGCGCCCAGACUCAGCUGGUGGGACUUGUUCAGAUCCUAAACGGUCCAGAAACCUGAGUAGAAGCAGCGUGUGCUCCCCGCCCGAGCCGCAUGGCCACACGCUCGUGUUUCCUCUUCCGGUCCGUGUCUCUUAGAUUAAAAGGUUGUUUACAGUAAACUAAAAUGUGAACGUGAUGCCGAGCUUGGCCGCUGCAGCACGACUCAACUCAACAGUUUGUUUUAUGACUAUCCAGGGAAAAUCUGCACCUGUCCUUUCUUCUGUCGCCAGAUAAGCUCCGUGUGUCUGCUGUUUUUCCUGCUGCACUCACACAGAAACCCACCCGGCUCAGCCGAGCGCUCCUAGGUGGAAACGAUGACAAUCCCUGCAGGAAUGUGGAAUGUAAAAUAAAAAGAUUCUGUCAAAGACA